UGGUGGUGGGAGAAGGCACUCUGUUUCUCCAGGGGAAAGGGGAUCAUUGGUGCUGAAAGCAAACACCCAGGACAGGGCGAAGAGCAACUGCAGCAGCCCAACCUCAGCAGCUGCAUCCGCGGAUUCGAUGCGGAUUGUCCGUGAGGAGCAGGAGAACCACCACCAUCCUCAUCCGGAAGCUGGCAAGGUUGUGGAGGGUUUACUCAGCAAGUACACCAAUCUGAUCCAGGGCUGGCAGCACAGGUAUUUUGUUCUGAAUUGCGAGUUGGGCGUUCUGCAAUACUUUGUAAACGAACAGUGCAAAGGUCAGAAGCCACGAGGAGUUCUACAUUUGUCUGGUGCAUUGAUCUCUCCCAGUGAUGAGGUUUCCCACAUGUUUGUAGUCCAAGCUGCCAGUGGUGAACUGUAUAAACUCAGAGCAGGGGAUGCUAAAGAGCGACUCUAUUGGGUGAACCAGCUUCAGGCUUCUGCCAAGCACCACACAGAAAAUAAUACUAAGACUACUCCUUCAAUAAGAGCUAGAAGUUUAUCUUUACUUCCUCCUGGGAUAUCGAACCCAGCAACUCAUGGUAGCCAGAAGCACCUGACACACAGUGGGCCAGGAAUUAUCACUAUCACCCAUCACAAGUCUCCCGCAACCAGCCGACGUGCAAAGAAUCAGUGUCCAGGCCGUCUUUUAGAUGUUAAAGAGAUAAUGAAUCAGGCAGAAGGACAGCAAAAAAGUCUUGUGCAUUCAAUAGAGUCUCUCCCACCUUGUGGGCCUCUAUCUGCAUUGGAUCAAGAUUUGCUGCUUUUGAAAGCUACCUCAGCUGCUACCAUGAGCUGCCUUGGUGAAUGCUUGAACAUUUUGCAACAAAGUGCACAGCAAGCUGUCCAGCAUAGCAAAAGAUUGUCAGCUGAAACUGUGCUAGGAUGGCAGGGACCAAGAUCUCGUUCAGCUGAGCAGUUGAAGAAUGGAAAUAUAUGCGCUUCACCUUCAAUGCCUUCGAAUAAUGCAAAUAUUGUCUGGUCUGUAACGCCUAGUCAGGUCAAACAAGGACUGCAGCACCCUUCUGAGCAUCAGAAUCCUGAAGUGAUAAAUCCUGAAGAUGAGAUAACAGACAGUGAGGAUAAUGUAGAGGAAGACUUGGGAGUCAUGGAUGAUCAGCGUAGCAUUAUCCUACACCUCCUUUCUCAACUGAAACUUGGCAUGGACCUUACUAGGGUGGUACUUCCAACUUUUAUAUUAGAGAAAAGGUCGCUGCUGGAAAUGUAUGCAAAUUUCAUAGCCCACACAGACAUCUUUGUGUCAAUCACUACUGGUAUAACACCUGAAGAGCGGAUUAUCAGCUUUGUGGAAUAUUACCUGACUGCUUUCCAUGAGGGCCGAAAGGGAGCAGUUGCAAAGAAACCCUAUAAUCCAAUAAUUGGAGAAACGUUUCAUUGCUCUUGGGACGUGCCAAAAAAUAAUGUAAAAUCCAGUAGAGCCAAUGGAAUUUUAACAUUUGGCAAGGAUCAGCCCAAACCCCAGCAAGCCUUCGAGCCGAGUAAGGACCCAACAGAAUGCUACCGCGUGAGAUUUACAGCAGAGCAAGUUUCCCAUCAUCCACCAGUUUCUGGUUUUUACUGUGAAUGCAAGGAGAGGAAAAUUUGUGUGAAUGCACACGUGUGGACCAAGAGCAAAUUCAUGGGCAUGUCCAUAGGGGUCACCAUGGUUGGGGAAGGUGUUCUUUUCCUUGGAGAGCACGAUGAGGAGUAUGUUUUUACAUUGCCAAGUGCCUAUGCACGUUCAAUAUUGACAGUCCCUUGGGUAGAACUAGGGGGUAAAGUCAGUAUUAACUGUGCCAAGUCUGGUUACUCUGCUGCAGUCACAUUCCAUACAAAGCCUUUCUAUGGAGGAAAAGUCCACAGAGUUACAGCUGAAGUGAAGCAUAAUCCAACAAACACAAUUGUAUGCAAGGCACAGGGGGAAUGGAAUGGAACUCUUGAAUUCACAUACAGUAAUGGAGAAACAAAAGUAAUUGAUACAACCAAACUGCCAAUAAUAAGAAAGAAAAUACGGCCCAUCAAAAAACAAGGGUCGUUUGAAUCUAGGCGUCUUUGGGAACAGGUUACCAAUGCACUACAAGCUGGAAAUAUUAGUGCAGCAACUGAGAACAAGCACAUUUUGGAGGAGCAGCAGAGAGCUGAGGAAAGACAGCGAGCAGCAUCAAACACUCUUUGGGUGCCAAAGUAUUUUCGAAAAGAGGGCGAUGGUUGGGUGUAUCAUAGUCCCCUCUGGAAAACACAAUGCUGACAGAUCCAGCUUAAUUUUUGCCACUACCUCAGAUUUCCUCUGAUUUGGCUGUUGUCAUCUGCAAAAGAUUCUGAGGUGAUGAUGAUAAGACAAAAGUUAAAAAGUGACUACGCUGUAUAAAGCAAAUGAACUUUUAUUGAACAAGACAUAUAUUGUGAUUUAAGUUAAAGUAGUUGCAGGUUCACCAAAACAAAUUUAAUCAGGCACUGUCCUGUACACAAAUGGCACCUGCUUGUUAGAGAUUGAAAUGUUAAUGAUGGAAAAAUUUUAUUUUACUGUUUCAAGAUUUUAUAUUUUUCACUUGCAAAGACUUGUUUUGCACAUAUAUAAAGAAAUGUGCCAUUGAUGUAGUCACUUUCGGCUGUAUGUAUGAACCAAAAGAUGUAAUUCAUUGUCAAAAGUGUUUUAAUGUAAUUAUUGAGCAUGCCAUUACACAAGCAUUACAGCAUACAGCACUAUUAUGCACAUGGACCUUUUUAUUGCUAUGAUGCGCUUCAUCACAUGCGCAAGUAAAGCCAUAAGAUCUAGUUUCUUUUUUAAGUUAUUCCAAAUGAAUAGCGUUUUGAACACAUGCAUCUACUAAGAAACACAGCCAUUUCUGUAUCUGGUAUGAUAUGCGGCUGAACUUGCUAGUUUCCACAAACUAAGAAGGGCCAUUUCGUUCCCAUGUGCAAUCAGUAAAACUUCUGUACAUUGAAAAUGAUCUUUAAAAAGUUAUUUUAAUCCUUUUAAUACACUUUCUGCACCCCCUCAUGCUCAAAAUAUUAGAGACACAAUUAGGAGAAUUGAGCUGGCUUAGGAUUUUAAGUGUCCUUGUCUCAAACACAAAACAGUAGUAAACUGUACUGUUGCAGUUAUUUUCAAUUUAUAAUUUGAAGCUCGGAAGAACUGCUAAUGACUGGCUGACUGAGAAGAUGAUUAUCAAAAUAUUCCAUGCAUAUGUCUGAGAUCUCCUCUUGUCUUUGCAUCUAUUCGUGAUUCCUUAUUCGUUUAUAAAUUCAUUUUGAUGCACUCUUCUAAUUCUGCAUAGCUAUGCGCCAGCAAGUAAGUUACCUCCUUGCAAUUGAUAGAAAGCAUAUAACUGUAUGUCAACACAGACCUAUAUGAUGGACCUGCAUUUUGCUCCUCAGUACCUGCUUUAAAAAAAUGAUAUCUCAAAAACUGUGUCACUGAACUAAAAAUGUGGAAGCUUCAAUUCAGAACAAUUAUUCAGGCAUGUUUGACUUUAGACUGUCCACUUAAAGUUUGUAUUUUUUGAACAGAAGUCAUUUUUGGGUGCUAGGAAAAAUUUCAGUUAUACCUCUGAGGGUUCUAAUGGUAUUAUGAUACAAUGUGACAUUUAAUUCUGGGGAGAAGCAGCAUAAUAGAAAUAUCCUUUCACAGAGGCAGAGGGAAUUAGUGAAUGUUGGGAUGACACUAAUAUUCACAAAAAUAGGCUAAUAUAAUUACUAAAGUAAAAGUCACCAGCCAUUUCAUUGCAGUACUUCAAAAUGCUUCAGUGCAGAUUUCAUAUAUACUCGUACAGCAUAGAAACAGACUCUUUGGUCCAACACAUCUAUGUCAACCACAUAUCCCAAACCUAACUAGUCCCAUUUACCUGUAUUUGGUCCAUAUCCCAUCAAAUCUUCCCUAGCUAUGUAUGUGUCCAAAUGUCUUUUAUAAAUUUUGUAAUUGUACCUGCCUCUACCACUUCCUCUGGCAGCUCAUUCCAUACAGGCCCCACCCUCUGCAUGAAAACAUUGCCCUUUCCGUUCCUUUUAAAUCUUUUCCCCUCUUCCCUUAAAUCUAUGCCCUCAAGCUGUGGACACUCAUCUGCCUGACCUGCUGUGCUUAUCCAGCAACACACUUUCAACCCUUGGAAAAAGACCUUAGCUAUUCACUUUAGCUAAGAUCAACCAGUCUAAUAGUCUGUUAUUGAUUUUACGAUCCACUCACGAUUCUUCUCAUUCUUUCUCGUUUAACUCUAUGAAUAUAGCCUAUCUCUAUUCGUUCCUUCUUCAUUUCUAUUGUAUCAAAGCAAAUUCUUUGUCACAAUUCCGUGUGUUAAACAAGUUCUCUUAAAAUUCCUAUUUGAUGUCUUGAUCACUAUCUUGUAUUGAUGACUUCUACCUUCCGAUGCAGAAGGCCAAUCUCUACUGAAGACAACAAAUGAUGGAUAUCACAGCGGGUCAGACAACAUCCAUGGAGAGAGAGCAAGCUAACAUUUCGAGUCCAGAGGACUCUUUAAUGUUCCCCAGAAACAACCUCUUUGUCUAUUCUGUUGUACCAUUUAAAAAUAUCUGUAGAGUCACCCUUCAGGCUUUUCUUUUUUAAGAGAAAACGGACUCUGAUAUUUUUUAUUUCUUCUGAUAGGUAUAACUUUGUAG
Hemiscyllium ocellatum (epaulette shark) is the source of this 4641-nucleotide messenger RNA. Its product is annotated as oxysterol-binding protein-related protein 10-like. Lineage: Eukaryota; Metazoa; Chordata; Chondrichthyes; Orectolobiformes; Hemiscylliidae. Gene Ontology annotation, cellular component: intracellular membrane-bounded organelle; membrane; cytosol. Gene Ontology annotation, molecular function: cholesterol binding. The transcript has 12 exons. The coding region runs from base 128 to 2275 and encodes 715 amino acids. The record is from RefSeq and is a predicted model, not a curated record.